Molecule: messenger RNA, 6149 nt
Organism: Tigriopus californicus
Lineage: Eukaryota; Metazoa; Arthropoda; Copepoda; Harpacticoida; Harpacticidae
Gene: Egfr
Product: epidermal growth factor receptor-like
Exons: 7
Coding region: 694-5505 (1603 amino acids)
Biological process (GO): positive regulation of kinase activity; protein phosphorylation; positive regulation of cell population proliferation
Cellular component (GO): basal plasma membrane; signaling receptor complex
Molecular function (GO): transmembrane receptor protein tyrosine kinase activity; ATP binding
Source: RefSeq, a predicted model, not a curated record
UUCCUGUCUUUCCCGGUAUAGCUCACUCUUGCUAUGCUCCUAUGCCGCCAUAUGCUCUGUAAUCGUCUGUAUUGGUGUGUUUUUCGUUCGUACUCGUUCUCGUAACGCAGAAGCUUUUGAAGCCACGGACGAAGGAGAAUCGCUGGAUGAAGACUCGGGAGUGAGAACUCAGAGCUACGGACGGACCAUCACCAUCGACUACAUGGAGGACUACGGAAUGCUUUGGUGUUGGUACUACGAGUGGUGUGGAGGGAGAAGCAGGGAAUGAAAGAACUCCAUACAAUACAAGAAGGGAAGCUGGCGAAGGAGGAGUAGUAUUUGGUGGAGGAGAGAGAACAAGAAGGAAAAGAAGAAGAAGAAGAAGUGGAAGGAGACAGAGAGGGAGGAGGAGGAGGGCGUGAGCGAACCGCAAAUGAGUCUUCAGUCACCGGAUGGUUCUCAAAUAGCAAAGAGUUCUCUCAAAACAAGUAGCUCAUGUUGGACGAUAUUGGUGGGUGAGCGACGGAAAGAAACAAAAAAACGCCCCAAAAGAGUGAGGAGACGAGGAGCAUUUCCAGUUUUCUAGUUCUAAGGUGAAAUCCCAGCAGAAGAAACAGAAACAAAAGAGAAUGUCCAUCAUGGGUAAUUCGCAUGACGAUUAAAGUGUUCCAAAGUUCAAGUGUUGGGAAAUUGUGAAGUGAGUGUUGUUUCGCCAUGGGUUACACCCCCAAGACCCGGGUCAUCAUCCAUGGAUCAACUCUGGGCAUCCUCAUGAUCACUUUGAUCCUUUUAGGUCAAAACGACUUAGCUCAAGGGAUUCGUUUACAAGAGAAAGUUUGCAUUGGAACGAGCGGCCGGAUGUCGGUGCCGAAUAAUCGCGAGCAUCACUAUCGCAAUCUCCGGGAUCGAUACACGAAUUGCACGUACGUGGACGGCAAUCUGGAGCUCACUUGGCUUCAGGAUGAGAAUCUGGACCUGAGCUUCCUCCAGCACAUCCGUGAGGUCACUGGCUACGUUCUCAUCUCCCAUGUGGAUGUCACCCGGAUCGUGUUGCCAUCGCUUCAGAUUAUUCGAGGCCGAACUCUGUUCAAGCUUAGCGUUCAAGAGGACGAAUUUGCCCUUAUUGUCACGUUGUCGAAAAUGCACAAUCUGGAGUUGCCGGCUUUAAGAGAUAUUCUCGAUGGAAGCGUCGGGAUCAUGAACAACUACAACCUCUGCCACAUCAAGACCAUUGAAUGGAAGGAGAUCAUCACCGGGCAGAAUGCCAAGUACUUGUAUGUGUACAAAUUCGCUGAGCCUGAACGGGAUUGUACCCCGUGUCACGAAUCGUGUCAAGCCGGGUGUUGGGGCGAAGGACCGCACAAUUGCCAAAAGUUCUCCAAGAUCAAUUGCAGUCCUCAAUGCCACGGAGGGCGUUGCUUUGGACCCAAACCCAGAGAGUGCUGUCAUCUGUUUUGCGCCGGAGGAUGUACCGGACCCAAACAAUCCGAUUGUCUCGCAUGUCGGAAUUUUUACGAUGAUGGGGUUUGCAAACAAGAAUGUCCACCCAUGCAAAGAUACAACCCGAUCAAGUACAAAUGGGAGCGGAACCCGGAUGGAAAAUACGCUUACGGAGCCACCUGUGUCAAAGAUUGUCCCAAGCAUCUCCUCAAGGAUAAUGGGGCUUGUGUUAGGGCGUGUCCGCCCAAGAAAAAGAACGAAAAUGGAGAAUGUGUUCCUUGUGAAGGACCUUGUCCCAAGACAUGUCAUUUCUCCGAUACCAUUCACGCUGGGAACAUCAACUUGCUUCAAAAUUGCACCGUCAUCGAAGGAUCUCUGACGAUCUUGGAUUCGAGUUUCCACGGGUUCCAACAAAUUUACGACAAUUUCACCUUCGGUCCCCGAUAUCCCGCUUUGGAUCCGGCCAAAUUGGAUGUUCUCUCCACUUUGAGAGAGGUCACCGGCUAUUUGAACAUCCAGGCUCAUCAUCCGAACUUUAAAAACUUGGAUGCCUUCCGGAACUUGGAGAUCGUCGGAGGACGCACUCUGACGGAGUACUUCUCCUCACUCUACGUGGUGAAGACGUCGUUGACGUCUCUGAAUUUAAAGUCCUUGAGAAAGAUCCGAUCGGGCAGCGUGGCCAUCCUGGAGAACCAAGAUUUAUGUUUUGCCUCGAAAAUCAAGUGGCAGAAGAUCAUGAAAUCCCCGUCCCACAAUACCCUCCUCCAGAACAACAAGGACCCGCAAAUGUGCAUUACCCAAGGGUUCGACUGCGAUCGGCAAUGUUCCGCUGAAGGCUGUUGGGGUCCCGGAAACAAAUUGUGUCUCUCGUGUAAGAACUAUCAAGUCGAAGAUGAAUGUGUGGCCAGUUGUGACCCCAAUCUGGGCAUGUUCCGCUCUGGGGAGAAUGAGUGCAUGAAAUGUGACGCCCAAUGCGAGCUCACUUGUACCGGAUCUGGACCUGGCAAGUGCGAUCGAUGUAGGACCACCAAAGACGGCCCAUUCUGCGUGGACAAGUGUCCGGCUGGUAAAUACGACGAUAGAGCCAUUGGCGAAUGUCGAGAGUGCCAUUCCAAUUGUGUGGGUGGUUGCAAUGGGCCUGAGAACACGGUCGGUCCCAAUGGUUGCAACUCGUGUGAGAAAGCCAUCUUGAACACCGAUCUAGAAGUGGUCCGAUGUCUGAAAGAGGCCGAUAGCUGCCCCGAUGGCUAUUUCUACGAGUGGGUCGUCCCACAAGUGGAAGGCAAGCUCCAAUCCUUGUCUGGAAAGGCCAUCUGUCGACCUUGCCAUCCUCUGUGCAAGAGGUGCAACGGCUAUGGAUUCCACCAGGACGUGUGCCACGAGUGCUAUGCUUUUGAGCAAGAUGAGCAAUGUGUGACCGAGUGUUCUAGCGACUACUUUGCUGAUCAACAGAACAAAAAGUGCAAACCGUGUGCCAAUGAAUGUCGAGGAUGCUAUGGUCCAUCUGUGGCCCAAUGUCACAGUUGCAAAAACUACAAAUUGUUCCCCGAAGGUGCCGAUCCUCAUGACAACACCACUGCCUUCAGUUGUACGAAGACGUGUCCGGACGAGACCCCGCACAAGAUCUUCACGGACCAGGGUGAAGAACCGUAUUGCUCGGUCACCCCCAAUCACAUGGCUCAGGCUGUUUUGAGCAAUGCCAAUUCGCUCUCGGCCAUCAUUGGCGGCGUUGUGGGAUGUAUUCUGUUGUUUGGGAUCUUCAUCGUGGUGUUUGGCUACCAAUGGCGACAAAGAGCACGAGCCAAAGAGAACACGGCCAAGAUGACCAUGGUGAUGACCGGAUAUGAAGAUAGCGAGCCUCUCCGACCCACCAAUAUCAAACCGAACUUGGCCAAGCUGAAGAUUGUUCGCGAGCAAGAACUUCGGAAGGGUGGAAUCCUGGGAUAUGGUGCUUUUGGAACGGUCUAUAAAGGUGUAUGGGUGCCUGAAGGAGAAAACGUCAAGAUCCCCGUGGCUGUUAAGGUGCUCCGAGAGGGAACUGGAACCAGUGCCAACAAAGAGAUCCUCGAGGAAGCCUACAUCAUGGCGAGUGUGGAGCAUCCCAAUCUGCUUCAACUUUUGGCCGUAUGCAUGACCAGCCAAAUGAUGCUGGUCACUCAACUCAUGCCCUUGGGCUGUCUUUUGGACUAUGUUCGGAACAACAAGGACAAGAUUGGCUCGAAGCCGCUCCUGAAUUGGUGCACUCAAAUUGCUCGAGGAAUGGCGUACCUCGAGGAGCGUCGCUUGGUUCAUCGCGAUUUGGCUGCCCGAAAUGUCUUGGUUCAAACACCCUCAUGUGUGAAGAUCACCGAUUUUGGCCUCGCCAAGCUCUUGGACAUCAACGAGGACGAAUACAAGGCCGCGGGGGGCAAGAUGCCCAUUAAAUGGCUCGCUCUCGAGUGCAUCCAGCAUCGAAUUUUCAAUCACAAAUCGGACGUGUGGGCGUUUGGCGUGACCGUGUGGGAGUUGCUAACUUAUGGUGAGCGACCUUACGAUAACAUUCCUGCGCGAGAGGUUCCGGAUCUCUUAGAAAAAGGAGAACGACUCCGACAACCUGUCAUCUGCUCGUUGGAGGUGUACAUGAUACUCAUCAAAUGCUGGCAAGUAGAUGCGGAUGCCCGACCCAAUUUCACCGAUCUGGCCAAGGAGUUUGCCAAGAUGGCUCAAGAUCCGGGUCGUUAUUUGGUUAUCCCGGGGGAUAAACUCAUGCGUCUGCCUUCGUACACCACUCAAGACGAGAAAGAGCUCAUUCGGAACAUAUCGUCCAAUCUGGGGGGAUCCGAAAUGGUCAUGGCGGCAGAAGAGUAUCUGAAUCCCGGACGAAUGCCGUCCCAACACACCCUUCACACGCCAGUGGACACACCUCUUCCCACCACACCCACUCAAAAAUUCUUCCCACCCAACUUUCCUCCCCCGUCGUAUCACGAUUCUCUUCGAGGAGUGAGUGGGAACCGCCCCACCCGUUAUGGAUCUCAUCACACGGUGCACGAAGGUCCCGGAGCCAGUGGUGGGUUCAACACUCUCGGCACUCGAAGCCUUCGCUAUGGUUCAAAUUUUUUCUCUGCUAGCUGUGAUCCUUUAAAGUUAUUAGAGGACGACAAUGCCUCGUCCAUGCCCAACGGAUACCCAUCCGCCAACACCCUCCACAGUCAGAAGUCGUUGUCACAUCAGGGCAUGAACACGGCCUCGCGUCGCGGAAUGGCCGCAGCGGCCGGCCUUCGCCUUGAAUUGCCCGUGGAUGAAGAGGACUAUCUCGUCCCUUCCCCCCAAUCGCCGGCUGCCAAUUCAGCCCAAGGCCCGAAUAAUCACACCCCAACCUUGAACAACAAUGUCAAUGCGUACAUGGACCUGUUGUCCGGCGGGAGCGCCGAGAACGGCAAUGGUAAAUCAGCCAGCAACCCCAGCAACUCAACCAACACUAACACGAGCAAUUCAAAUACCAUGUUCCCUUAUCCACCCCCGCAAGGUUACUUUCUGACAGAUAAUCCAUCCAAUUACGGCCGUGUACCGGAUUUCACGCCGUUUGCCAACACUGGUCUCGUGUCCAUGGACAACCCCGAAUACAUUCUGAACGAGCAUCGCAACAAGAGCAAUCGCGGCAACUACCACACCCUCGGGAUCCCACUAGUCAAUGGCGGAUCUCCUGGGCCCUCCUCCAUUCAGUCCGCACCGGGUGGAAAUGGCAAUAAUCCACCUUACACCAGUCUCCCCGGAGGCAACCCCCGCAAUGGCUACUCGUCCGUACCUCCCGGCACCACCAGUGGCUUAAACGGUGUCAUCAAUGGUAUGGCGCCGGGUGUGCCGCGCACGCCCGGCGUGAGCUCGCACCCGCGAUCAUCGGCGGGAGAAGAGAGCGAUGAACACGAGUAUUACAACGACUUUGAUCGACUUAAACGGGAGAUGCAACCGCUCCAUCCGAACCGGACCUCGACUGCCUCGUCCUCGAAUGGGUCGGUGGUGACGGCCAAUUUAGCCAAUGGACCACCGGGAAUGCUGAGCUUGAAUCCAGCCUCGUCGAACAUUAACAAACACGAAACGACCGUCUGAUAUUGGGACAGAGUGCCAAGACAAAAAACAACCCAGAGCUUCUCAUGCGAUUUCAUAUUCAAGUGACUGUGAUAUCUAUUCCUGCUACUAUUGCUACUACUACAACUGUUAGUACUUCAACAAUAACUUGGUGUAUUGCCGAGUCUAUUAGCCCGAUACAUCUCUUUAUAUUCUAAAUGUAUUAGUCUCACUUUCAAGAACGAACGAACAAACAAGGCAAAUGAUGAUGCUCAAAAACACGAUCACGAUCUUCCUGUUUGUGGACCAAGAAAAGGAGUAAUAGCCAAUGUCAAAACACAAAGCACAAAACAAAAUUGCGCUAAUAUUCCUUGAUUUCAAAAUUUCCUCCUGAAUGGAUGGCAAUGAUAGAUUUUUUUUGCUCGUGUAUAACUAGAUGUAUUUCUUCUCGUAUUUGCUCGGUUUCUCAACCCCUACGUGCCAUUUCCAAUUGGUCCCACACAUGUGUGUGUUUUGGAUCAUUUAAACUAAAACAAUAAGAAUCGGGUUGGGCCCAGAAGCUGACAGUAGCAUCAACCUUAUUUUUACUAUCAUUUAAUCUACAUUGAAAAUGUGGAUUGUUUCAUUUGUCAUUUUCAUUAUUAUAAGAUUGUGAAAAACAGAAAUAAAUAUUUCAUCCCGAAAGA